CCUCCGUCGUCCCAUUCCAUAUUUCCUCGCCUUCCAUCCCAUCCUUUUCAUCCUCGACCUCCCCACCCCCCUGCUCGGAACUUGGAACUUGCACCUUCCACCUCUUUCACUCUUUCCCGUCCCUUUCGCCGUCUUCUCUUCUCCCCGCGCAACCUUCGAUACCUCUCGAUACCAACUUUCGCUGUUUUUCACACCACGCGAGCCUCACCCACGACAACUUUGCCUAGUUACACCAAGUCCUUCACACACGAACCUUAGUCAACAUGUCUGGAUACCCUCCUCAGCAGCAGCCCUACUACGGCGCCCCCCCUCCUCCUCAGGGCGGCUACCCUCCCCAAGGUUACCCCCCUCCCGGCCAGCAGCCCAUGUACUACCCUCCCCAGGGCCAGGCCCCCCCUCCCCAGGAGGAGAAGAAGGAUGACAAGGGCUGCCUCUACGGCUGCAUCGCCACUCUCUGCUGCUGUUGGCUCUGCGGAGAGACCUGCGAGUGCUGCCUUGAGUGCCUGACCUGCUGCUUCUAAUCGCCAAGAAAAGCAAUAACAAACACGAAGUUUCUGAGUGCGACAACACACCAAAGAGAUACCAUCACCGUCACCUUCAUCACCUCACCACCUCAAGAACGCGACCACGGCCUCGAGUUUCUUUCUUUUUUCUGGCUUGGAAAGCCGGUGCGGAUGGGCCAGGCAGUUGGGAAGGAAGGAUGGCUUGCGACUUGGCAGGACGGCAAACGCGAACCUGGUUGAGGCACACGACUACUCGUUUCCGUUUACGAACCAGCCUUCUCAUUCUUAAUCUGUGGGGAUGAAGCGGAAAACGAACACCCACCCCUCGCCCUGCGCUCUUUCUUUGUGUAUAAUAGGGGGUUGGACGGGCUACACGACAUCGUAGCCCCUACGGAACUUUUUGUCCCCCUUUCAUCGAUUACUACCCUCUCCUUACGAUUACCCCCAUGGCGAUUACGUCUCGCUCACAUUUUCUUAUCGUUAUUUGGGGUGGGAUAUUUCAGCCCUUUUCUUGAUUGGAGGAGGAACACACACGUCUAGCAGUGAGUGUGGUCUUGGACUACAUGAGAUAGGUAUAGACCAACGAAGAAACCGAUCC
Molecule: messenger RNA, 1101 nt
Organism: Colletotrichum destructivum
Lineage: Eukaryota; Fungi; Ascomycota; Sordariomycetes; Glomerellales; Glomerellaceae
Product: Putative cysteine-rich transmembrane CYSTM domain-containing protein
Exons: 4
Coding region: 264-521 (85 amino acids)
Source: RefSeq, a predicted model, not a curated record